CUAGCAACAAAUCUGCUCACUUUCUGGACAAACCUUAACUACUUUCCAUAAGAGGAAGUCGCCAGUGUUGCGCUGCAAACGCGAAGUCGGGCUUUCCCUAUGGAAAAAAAGAGGGAGAUAAUGAAAUGUGUGGGUCACCAGCAGGCCAGCCAGCUGCUCCAUAACAAGUUCAUUGUGGUUCUGGGAGACUCCAUUCAGCGGUCUGUAUACAAGGACCUUGUUUUGCUGCUACAGAAGGAGAAAUAUCUCACGUUAAAACAACUCAAGACCAAGGGUGAGAUGAGCUUUGAACAGGACUGCCUGGUGGAAGGGGGUUGUUUAAGUCAAAUGCACAAUAGAACGGAAUACCGAGAAGUUCGACAGUUUCACUCCGCCCACCACCUAGUCCGCUUCUACUUUUUGACACGCAUCUACUCUCACUACAUGCAGAGCGUCCUAGAAGACUUCCGCCAUGGCUUGAAACCAGAUGUAGUCAUUGUCAACUCCUGCGUUUGGGACAUUUCAAGAUGGUCUGACGGGUUGGAGGAGGAGAGCUGUGCACGAGACCUGUUGCAGUUUCCAGCUGUUUGCCAAUUGAGGUACAAUUCCAGUUGGAUCGAUGACUACAAGGAGGACCUCUAUAGGUUCUUUGACGAGCUGAGUGGGAUUCUGCCUGAGGACACCCUGGUCAUAUGGAGCCUCACCAUGCCCUUAUCAGAGAGGAUCAAGGGUGGUUUCCUGGUGCCUGAGAUUGAGUACAAGGCCCCUCAGCUGCGUUAUGAUGUGAUCGAAGCUAACUUCUACAGCGGGACCCUCGCUGAUGCCUAUGGGAUGGAUGUGUUGGACCUCCACUUCCAGUUUCGCUUCUCCCUGCACCAUCGUACAAAGGACGGAGUCCACUGGAAUGCUCUUGCCCACCGCAGGAUAACCUCCCUGCUGUUACAUCACACUGCACAAGCCUGGGGCGUCAUUAUGCCCUGUCCAAUGACAGCUGUCGAGAGUCACCCAAGAAAGAGAAAUUACAACGGCUACAGGAAGGAAUUCUUCAGCGAUUCCCUCCCUUUUAGCUACUUGAGCUUUGAGGACAACAGCCCAAAGCUACCGACAUAUCGCCAUGAGGCUGCUGGAGCUUACAGACCUUCCCUCCCACCACAGUCUCACCUACCAGUCCACAAACACAUUAAUAAACAUGAACAGGUUGGAAAUGGUUUCAACUACAGACCUCCCCACCACUUUCAGCCCUACAGUGAGCACCAUCAUCAGUACGUGAUGAGGAGCCGACACAGCAGACGCCACUAUGCUCCAUACACACACCACAGACCCAAUCCGUACACCCGUACUGCCAAUUACUACUGAGGUGUUUUAAAAGAUUCAGACUUGGUCGGAUUUCUCUUAUGGUGUUAUCUACUCCCAUCUCAUGCAUCAUCUGCAGUACAUUGUAUUUUACAACACUCCUCUGUGUUAUAACUCGACACCAUACAAAGGCUUGUAACCAGGACGAAGCAUUAAACCUCACAUUGCUUAGUUCACACACAGAUUUUACUUAAGUGAAUGUCCUCAGACAUACAUAUAUAU
This is a messenger RNA of Xiphias gladius (swordfish), 1554 nucleotides long. RefSeq names its product PC-esterase domain-containing protein 1A-like. The record is from RefSeq and is a predicted model, not a curated record. NCBI's taxonomy places the organism in Eukaryota, Metazoa, Chordata, Actinopteri, Istiophoriformes, Xiphiidae. The coding region runs from base 100 to 1335 and encodes 411 amino acids. The transcript is spliced from 9 exons.